AUGUCGUUGUCGAACACCAGUAGCACAGUGUCAGUGUCUCUUAACUGGAAAGAGCAAGAGUAUGACCACACCGCGUCCGUGGACAAUACCAUGCGGCAGACAGACUGGCCCGCGCUCUGCCGGCUGGCCGCGAGCCUGCGCGACGACGUUCCCUGUGUGCCACUAGACCACGCCACCAACGGCCUCAAUAACAUGGCCCGUUUGUUGCAGUUUGAGGACGGCGUGUUGUGGGUGGCCCGUGUUGCCCUGCGGCGGUCGGCUGCCGACAUGGCCAAGUUGCGCAUCGGUGGCCCAUUCGAUACCGCAACGGCCUUUUUUGCGGCAUGGGCCGACAACGCGCGGUUUCCACGUUCGCCCGACAAUAUCGUCGACCUGAUGCGUGGCGCCCCAGACACCCAAGCGAAGCAGAUUGUUCGCGCCGUCGACACCUUCGUCAGCCGGUUUCGCGCCAUCGCGCCACGGCUCGCGCGCCGACACGACCGGAACCGCGACCGCGGACCGUUUCCACUCUGCCACCCCGACUUCUUGCACAGCAACAUUGUUGUUGACGACGCCAACUUUGACGUCCUCGGCAUCAUCGACUGGGAGGGCGCCUGCACCCUGCCGUGGGAGCUCGUCCGCUUCCCGCGCUUCCUCAACGCCAUGCCGCGACGAUUCGGUCCGUCUGAUGGCUACGACGUGGACGGCCAGCCACACGACACCGACGAGCAGCAGCGGUGGCGCGAGCGCCGUGCGUACGUGCAGACGGUCGCGGCGCUGGAAGCGCGGGAAGCGCCGGAACGAGGCCCGGUAGACCGCUCGCUCUCGGCGUGCCUGGCGGACGAACACGCGCAGAACCUGUCGUACGCGAUAGACGCCUUCGAGGGCGGCAAGGUGGGCGUCUACGACCAGCUGCUGGACGAUCUAGAGGAGGCGCUGCCGCCGGGCGGCGAGUCGUUGUGA
Messenger RNA from Sporothrix brasiliensis 5110, 942 nucleotides. RefSeq lists its product as uncharacterized. The coding region runs from base 1 to 942 and encodes 313 amino acids. The record is from RefSeq and is a predicted model, not a curated record. Lineage: Eukaryota; Fungi; Ascomycota; Sordariomycetes; Ophiostomatales; Ophiostomataceae. The transcript has a single exon.